This is a messenger RNA of Poecile atricapillus (Black-capped chickadee), 1139 nucleotides long. RefSeq lists its product as uncharacterized. The record is from RefSeq and is a predicted model, not a curated record. Lineage: Eukaryota; Metazoa; Chordata; Aves; Passeriformes; Paridae. Bases 1 to 924 code for a protein of 307 amino acids. The transcript is spliced from 8 exons.
AUGGGUGCGGGGGCCCCGCCACAAACUCCGCUCCAAGCAAACCUGCAGCUCUCAACAAGCAACGAUGGGUGCGGGGGCCCCGCCACAAACUCCGCUCCAAGCAAACCUCCAGCUCUCAACAAGAAAAUGAGGAUUAUCCUCGCUGCAAAGCAGCAACAACGGAGGGUGCGGAGGCCCCAACAGAGAUUUCUCCGCUCCACAGAGCCCUCCCUCAACCUUCACCAAGAAAAUGAGGAUAUAAAUUAUCCUCGCUGCAAAGCAGCAACAACGGAGGGUGCGGAGGCCCCAACAGAGAUUUCUCCGCUCCACAGAACCCUCCCUCAACCUUCACCAAGGUUGAGGCUGGACACAAUCCAACCCCUUCAUCACGGAGGAGUUGGAACGACGGAUGCGGAGGCCUCAAAUCCUCUGCACCCCCUACCCUACCCUUUCCUACCCUUUCCUACCCUACCCUACCCUACCCCACCAAAUUUAUCCCCUGUCCCCCACCCCACAUUAGGGGAGGAGGACAGAUCUCCCUUUUUUUCUUUUUUUUUCUCCACAGAAAAUGAGGAUAUAAAUUAUCCUCGCUGCAAAGCAGCAACAACGGAGGGUGCGGAGGCCCCAACAGAGAUUUCUCCGCUCCACAGAGCCCUCCCUCAACCUUCACCAAGGUUGAGGCUGGAGACAAUCCAACCCCUCCAUCACAGAGGAGUUGGAAGGGAGGAUGCGGAGGCCUCAACUCAGAGUUCUCCGCUCCAUGGAAUCCCCUCCAGCCUUCAUCAAGAGGAUGAGGCUGGACACAAUCCAACCCCUCCAUCACAGAGGAGUUGGAAGGGAGGAUGCGGAGGCCUCAACUCAGAGUUCUCCGCUCCACACAGAUCUCCUCCAGCCCUCAUCAAGGGGAGUAAGAGUGGAGAUAUCCAGCCCCCAACCCCUCCAUAAAGGGAGGAGGAUGGAUAUGACACUUCCUCUAAUCCCCACAGAAAACAAGGACAGAAAUGAUCCUUGCAGAGAAUCUACAACGGAGGGUGCGGAGGCCCCAACAGAGAUUUCUCCGCUCCACAGAGCCCUCCCUCAACCUUCACCAAGGUUGAGGCUGGACACAAUCCAACCCCUUCAUCACGGAGGAGUUGGAACGACAGAUGCGGAGGCCUCAA